AUGACAUCCACAUCUAUAUCCAUUGUGGGACCCCUUCCCACCGACUACUCACCUGGUACCACUUGCAACGCCAUCUCGAGCCGAACAGUCGUGGGCAUCGACUUUGCAACAUCAUGUCUCCCCGACGACUUCGACCCAGCCCCGACAGCCUACUACUCUCCUGGCACAGUGUGUCCCUCGGGGUACACGGCGCAAAGGAGCUGUACACGAUCCAACAGCGGCGAUGAUAGAACUACCGUGACGUGUUGCCCGGAGCGCAACGGCAUCAAGAUGUGGUGCGUCUCAGACCCGCAAUCUCUCGAGGGACCUUGGGAGAGUCUGUACUGCACGUGGAGCGCGGGCGAUUCGAGGACUGUUCUGCUCGUUACGACUCUUGUUAGUGGAACUGAGUCCACUUCAGCCGUUACGAUGAGCGGCGGAGACGGAAUCAAUGCGUACGGACUGAAGAUGGUCUAUGAGGCCAGCGAUAUCGCCUCGACAUCUGCGACGACAACCUCGGAUGCCACGACGGCUGAAGAAACGAGCGGAACGAGCAGCACGACUGAACUCCCAGCUGAGACAUCAUCCGGCGGCGGUGGAAACGACGGUGGAAUUGGUACAGGCGGUAUCGUCGCCAUCGCUGUUGUAAUUCCCAUCGUUGUCAUCGGCGCACUCAUCGGCGGCUUCUUCUGGUGGCGUCGUCGCAAGAACCGCCAAACCGCCAUCCCAACCGACGACCCCGACGCGACCAAGGAACUACCACCCAGCCACGGCGUGAGCGAGCUAUACGGAACCCAGAACGUACCACAGGAACUGCCAACAGGUUCUUCAUACGUGUCUGAACUGCCCGGUGAUGGUCCCAUGCAUACGGGCUGGAACAAUGACGGUAGCUCUCCCACGCUGAGCCAUGUUAACAGGGCUGAUGGAACGUCGCCACGAUCAUGA
This is a messenger RNA of Fusarium vanettenii 77-13-4, 924 nucleotides long. RefSeq lists its product as uncharacterized. The coding region runs from base 1 to 924 and encodes 307 amino acids. Lineage: Eukaryota; Fungi; Ascomycota; Sordariomycetes; Hypocreales; Nectriaceae. The record is from RefSeq and is a predicted model, not a curated record. The transcript has a single exon.